Hippocampus comes (tiger tail seahorse) is the source of this 1284-nucleotide messenger RNA. It is a transcript of the gene commd6, whose product is annotated as COMM domain containing 6. Gene Ontology annotation, molecular function: NF-kappaB binding. The transcript is spliced from 8 exons. The record is from RefSeq and is a predicted model, not a curated record. Lineage: Eukaryota; Metazoa; Chordata; Actinopteri; Syngnathiformes; Syngnathidae. Bases 111 to 710 code for a protein of 199 amino acids.
GAACUGAUUAUCGUGCCGACCCGGAAGUGAUUUACGCCGCUUUUUUUUUUUUUUUUUAAUCACAUCAUCCACACUUCGAGAACGUUUUGGAGCAAAGCUUAACUCCGAGGAUGCCGUCGCUGGAACACUCUCUUGGGACAGACAACGUUGUGGAGAGCGUCUGCAGACUCAAUCCAGAUUUAUUGGCAGAACACUGUCAGCACAUCCUGAGUUAUCUGCAAGGGCAGACAAAAGGAGUUGAUUCCGCAGAAAUUUGCGAUAUAUUUCAGAGAGCUGGAGUCACACUUGGCCACGAAUCUCUACAGAGCAUCAUCAGAUUCCUCACAAUAACCUUCAGGUCUGCUGCGAAGAGCAAACUGUCUGCAGACGACCUCGUGUCAAGACUAGAACAAGGCAGCAAAAAUUGGUCCAAAGCUUCACUUCAGGUGCUUCACAGCUUGUGGAGUCAGCAUGGAGAAUCGGUGCAAGUCCAACAGGCAGCCCAGGACUUGCUCAGCGUUGGUCGGCUUGUGGACAUGCAGUGGAAGUUGGGCAUGGCAGUGAGCUCUGACACCUGCCGCUCUCUCAACUCCCCCUUUGUCACCAUCCUGCUGAAAAUCGCUGAGCCGUCAGGCCAGAUCAGCCGAAAGGCUUUUGAGAUGACCGUCCCGCAGUUUCAAAACUUUCACAAGCAGAUAAAAGAGCUGGCGGCUGUCAUGGAGACUAUAUGAUGGCAUAUGACUACACGUGCCAGUGUUUACUGUUGACUCACAUUUUCACACUAUUGAAUGUUUUGUACUGUUGAGUUGCUUUAUUCACCACAUCAACGCCAUCCAGUAACCUCACAUUUCUGACAUUUCAUAAAAAUCCUCCCAAAAAGGUAAAACAUACAAAAUGACAAAAAUGACUGCUAGUCAGCUCUCACACCAGAAAUGUAAAUUUUUGUGUCCGUCAUUUGUACAGAACAUACCAUUAAUUACCAAAGGUUGUGAGCACUUACUUUUAUUCAGACAAAGUUACAGUAUGUUGAGUCUUUGCGAAUGAUAAAAGCAACCUGAAUGGUAGAUUUGUAGUCUGAAGCGCAAGUGCAUGUUUUACACGGACAGCUCAUGUGUUGAAUGGAAACAAUACGUUUAAAGAGACAAAAGAAAACAUGCUGUCAGUGCUCACAGCUGUGCAGUUUUAACACUGCAUGCAUGAGAAUAUGCAUAAUUUAAUUGGGCUAAUAAAUACACAACGAUCUGUAAUUUGUGCAAAAAAUAAAGUUACUUUAUUUGUUCUAGAAAUAAACCCGUCUUACCUUUU